AUGCCACGAAGGUCAGCCAAACAACUGGCGCUCAAGCGCCUUGAUGGCUUGAUUGCUAUCUUAGCCAAGCAAGUUCAUGUACUUCAUCUACUAGGCGUGGAUAAUAGUCAGCAGUUCGAUGUUUUGUACAAGUGUCAGUUCUUGAGGAAAAAGGUCGAGUCCAAUCGAUACUUUGUGAGAGGAGAAUACAACAGGAACCGAACACCCAAGUUUCACAUCUAUCUUACCGAUGAAGGCAGUAAGGAUAAUGCCUUGACCGAAAGUGCAUUCUUGUGUCAUUUCAGGAUUCCACGUUCGGCAUUCUGGGAGUUGGUCCAUCUCCUAAAAGAUCAUGGAGUAUUCCACCGAGCCAGCUCUGGAAAGGGUCCGAAACCAAAGCCGGCUUCUCACCAACUACUAGUUCUUUUGAAGUACUUUGGUUCCGAAGGAGAUGGUGCAUCCAAUCCUAAUUUGGCUCGCUUUUUUGGGGUUGGCGCCGGAACAAUCCAUGACUGCAGAACGAAUGCACUAGAGGCACUGCUUUCACUCCUCGAAAAGGAGACGCAUUAUUGGCCAACACCAGAGGAACGCAAAUCCAUUGCCAAUAGAAUUGAAAUGAAGUGGCAUGUUCCGAAUUGCGUUGGAUUGAUUGAUGGCACAGUGUUACCACUGGCAGCUAGACCACUUCUUCAUGGAUCUUUCUUCUACUAG
Molecule: messenger RNA, 690 nt
Organism: Seminavis robusta
Lineage: Eukaryota; Bacillariophyta; Bacillariophyceae; Naviculales; Naviculaceae
Source: the annotation of a GenBank genome assembly